Cynara cardunculus var. scolymus (artichoke) is the source of this 2465-nucleotide messenger RNA. RefSeq names its product shionone synthase-like. Bases 91 to 2394 code for a protein of 767 amino acids. Gene Ontology annotation, cellular component: lipid droplet. Gene Ontology annotation, biological process: triterpenoid biosynthetic process. Gene Ontology annotation, molecular function: beta-amyrin synthase activity. The transcript has 19 exons. The record is from RefSeq and is a predicted model, not a curated record. Lineage: Eukaryota; Viridiplantae; Streptophyta; Magnoliopsida; Asterales; Asteraceae.
GGAGCCUAAGUCGCACAAUUUCAAAGCAAAUUUCAAGUUUAGAUCGUAUCAACACGAGUAGUCGUAGCAAUAUCUAAUUUGGACGAAAAAAUGUGGAGGUUGAAGAUUGCAAAUGGGGUUAAUAACCCAUAUCUUUACAGCACAAACAAUUUCGUUGGAAGGCAAACAUGGGAGUUUGACCCUAACUAUGGAACUCCAGAAGAGCGUAAUGAAGUUGAAAAAGCACGUCUUCAUUUCUGGGAUCAUCGACAUGAAGUUAAGCCCAGUAGUGAUGUCCUUUGGCGCAUGCAGUUUUUAAGAGAGAAGCAGUUUAAACAAACCAUAGCUCAAGUGAAGAUAGAAGAUGGUGAAGACAUUAAUUAUGAAAAAGUUACCACCACAUUGAGGAGGUCUGUUCACUUAUUUGCAGCCUUGCAGGCUGAGGAUGGCCAUUGGCCAGCUGAAAAUGCCGGUCCAAUGUACUUCAUACAGCCAUUGGUUAUAUGCUUGUAUAUCACAGGGCAUCUUAACAGCAUGUUCCCACAAGAACAUAAAAARGAAAUUCUUAGAUACUUAUAUUGUCAUCAGAAUGAAGAUGGUGGGUGGGGAUUUCACAUUGAAGGUCAUAGCACUAUGUUUGGCACCACUCUCAGUUACAUUUGUAUGCGUCUUCUAGGAGAAGGACCUGAUGGUGGUUUGAAUGGUGCAUGCACCAAAGCUCGAAAAUGGAUUCUWGAUCAUGGCAGUGCGACAACCAUUCCCUCUUGGGGAAAAACAUGGCUUUCGAUACUUGGUGUUUGUGAGUGGGCAGGAAACAACCCAAUGCCCCCUGAGUUUUGGAUCCUCCCUUCCUUCCUUCCCAUGCAUCCAGCAAAAAUGUGGUGUUACUGUAGGCUCAUAUACAUGCCUAUGUCGUACCUAUACGGAAGAAGAUUUGUGGGUCCAAUCUCUCCUCUUGUUUUACAGCUUCGGAAUGAACUUUAUUCACAACCCUACGAUGAAAUUAACUGGAAGAGUAUGAGACAUUUGUGUGCAAAGGAGGACCUAUACUAUCCCCAUCAUUUACUACAAGAUUUAAUGUGGGAUAGCCUCUACAUAUUCACCGAACCUCUCCUAACUCACUGGCCAUUUAACAAACUGCGCGAGAAAGCACUCAAAACAACCAUGAACCAUAUCCAUUAUGAAGAUGAGAAUAGCCGAUAUAUCACCAUUGGUUCAGUGGAGAAGGCACUGUGUAUGCUUGCAUGUUGGGUUGAAGAUCCAAAUGGGGUUUGCUUUAAAAAGCACCUUGCCCGGAUCCCAGAUUAUAUCUGGGUUGCUGAAGAUGGAAUGAAAAUGCAGACUUUUGGCAGUCAGGGAUGGGAUGCAAGUCUCGCCAUCCAAGCUCUAUUGGCUAGUGAUCUUAUCCACGAGAUUGGCCCUACCCUGAAGAAAGGACAUGACUUUAUUAAAGCUUCACAGGUAAAGGAUAAUCCUUCUGGUGACUUUAAAAGCAUGUAUCGCCAUAUUUCCAAAGGAUCAUGGACCUUUUCAGAUCAAGACCAUGGAUGGCAAGUUUCUGAUUCUACUGCUGACGGAUUGAAGUGUUGCCUCCUAUUGUCAAUGAUGCCGGCAGAAUUUGUUGGUAAGAAGAUGGAGCCUGAGCAACUUAACAAUGCUGUUAACGUAAUACUUUCCAUGCCGAGCAUAAAUGGUGGGCUACCAGCAUGGGAACCAGCAAGAUCAUCAAAAUGGUUGGAGAUUCUCAAUCCUACAGAGUUCUUCGCUGACAUUGUCAUUGAGCAUGAGUACAUUGAAUGCACAUCAUCAGUAAUACAGGCCUUGGCAUUGUUUAAGAAUUCAUACCCUGAACAUAGGAGUAAAGAAAUAGAUAGUCUCCUUACCAAAGCAGGUGAAUACAUUGAGAAAAUACAGAUGUCAGAUGGUUCGUGGUAUGGAAACUGGGGUAUCUGUUUUACAUACGCUACCUGGUUUGCUCUUGGAGGACUGGCAGCAAUCGGUAAGACAUACGAAAAUUGUCAGGCAGUGGGUAAAGCUGUCAAUUUUCUGCUGAAAACACAGCUGRAGGAUGGUGGUUGGGGAGAAAGCUACCGAUCCUGCAUAGAAAAGAAAUAUGUGCCUCUAGAAGGAGGACAAUCCAACUUGGUACAAACUGCAUGGGCUAUGAUGGGGUUGAUACAUACCCAACAGGCGGAAAGAGAUCCUACACCUUUACACAGAGCUGCUAAGUUAUUGAUCAACUCCCAGCUGAAAAAUGGUGAUUUCCCCCAACAGGAAACAUCUGGAGUUUUCAAGCAAACCUGUCUGUUGCACUAUCCAUUAUACAGGAAUAUAUUCCCAAUGUGGGCUCUAGCUGCUUAUCGUAAGGUGCUCYCACAACCCACAKCCAUCCAACACCAUCAUCAGUGCAAAUAAAUAGCUAUGGUGUCUAUACUUGUAUCCAAAAAACCGAUGUUUAAAUCGGUGUUAAAAAUUUGUUAUAAUAA